CUAACCGUUUAACCGCCUACCCGCCCUCCUUUUCGCGCUGACUCACCUGAGGAGAUGUCGGGAAGGAUGAGCCGCUCGUUCGACGAAAGGAAGCCAUUAGAGGCAACUAUGUCUGACCAAGAACUUGGACAACUGAGUAUUGUAGUUUUUGAGGAAAGCUACUCAUUGAGUGAGUCGCUGCCCAGCAAUGAUGCAGAAAACCCUGAGCCAGUGGAACCUGUAGGUGGCCAAUUUCCUGAAUUUCCAAUAUUCCAGGAUGGAAGUUGUAAGCAAGAAAGUCCUGAACCUGUGGAAUCUGUAACAGACCCGUUUUCUGAACCGCAGAUGGUCCAAGAUUUAAGCCCGUGGAGAAAGCGCCCUGAGCCGGUGGAACCUGCAGAAGACCCUUUUUCUCAAUUAUCUAUGCCGUGGGAUUUAAGUAUUCGGAAAGAACGCCCUGAGCCAAUGAAACCUGCAGGAGACCCUUUAGCUCGAGUACCGAUGUUGCGGGAUCGUAGCCCGUGGAGAGAGCAUUUUAAGCCUGAAGAAGAACCUUUUUCUCUAUCACCCGUGCUGGAAAAUCUAAGCCCGCAGAAUGUACACCCUAAGUCAGUGAAACCUAUGGGAGACCCUUUUCCUCUAUCACCAACAAUGAGGGAUCAAAGCACUCAGACGGAACGCCGUGUGCUAGUGAAACCUACAGAGGCCCUCUUUACUCAACCAUCGAUGCCACAGGAUCUAAGUCAGCAGAAGAAACGCCCUAAGCCACUGGGAUCUGCAGUAGACCCGACUUUUGGAUCAGCAAUGCUUCGCUUACAAAGCCUGCGAAGAGAACGCUCUAAGUCAGCUGAACCUGCAGGAAACCCUUUUUCUCGAAGGCCGAUGUUGCGGGAUCAAAGCCUGCCAAGGGAAUGCCCAAAGCCAGUUGAACCUGCCAUAAGCCCUUUUUCUCAAGGAGCGAUGAUGCGUGAUAGAAGCAACAACAUUCCAACAUCUCCCUAUGCCUGGCGUUUGGAUCACGGGAGUCUGCCAAGAAAACGCCCAAUGCCAGGUGAACCUGCCGUAGAACCUUUUUCUCAAGCCCCGAUGAUAAGUGAUAGAAGCCUGCCAAGAGAAAGCCCAAAGCCAGGUGAACCUGCCAUAGAACUUUUUUCUCAAGUCCCGAUGAGAAGAGAUAGAAGCCUGCCAAGAGAACGCCCAAUGCCAGGUGAACCUGCUGUAGAUCCUUUUUCUCAAGUCCCGAAGAUAAGAGAUAGAAGCCUGCCAAGAAAACGCCCACUGCCAGGUGAACCUGCCGUAGAACCUUUUUCUCAAGCCCCGAUGAUAAGUGAUAGAAGCCUGCCAAGAAAACGCCCACUGCCAGGUGAACCUGCCGUAGAACCUUUUUCUCAAGCCCCGAUGAUAAGUGAUAGAAGCCUGUCAAGAGAACGCCCAAUGCCACUUGAACCUGCCGUAGAACCUUUUUCUCAAGCCCCGAUGAUAAGUGAUAGAAGCCUGCCAAGAAAACGCCCAAUGCCACUUGAACCUGCCGUAGAACCUUUUUCUCAAGCCCCGAGGAUGAGUGAUAGAAGCCUGCCAAGAGAACGCCCAAAGCCAGGUGAACCUGCCAAAGGCCCUUUUUCUGAAGCUGCAAUGAUGCGUGAUCAAAGCAGUGUAAAAGGUAGCUGCAAACCAAAGGAACCGGAAGUUUUCUUCUUUCCUGCGUCGCCGGUUCCGCAAGAUGAAAGUGAGAGAGAAAACCCUGAACCAGUGGAACCUGAAGAAAACCCAUUUUCUGAAUCGCAGGAGCUGCAGGGUGAAAGGAGUGGUAUGGAAAAGCCAGAUUACAAAUCAUCACUCACUUUUCCAACUGUUGAUAAAAAUGUUGAGCAUUUGCAAAAAAGAUCCAGGAUUCUGCUGAAGCAUAUUAAUGAAAGCAGGAAGAAAGAUUACAAGAUCAUGCAGCAUAAGAGGCAAACUGUCUAUAUGAAGGGCAUCGCUAUGAUGAGCAAAAUAGAGGACAAGUUCAAUCAAUUUUACGAUCAUCAAGGCAAGUAUAUUCAAGAAAAGUUCCAGGAGUUCAAAAAGUCACUCGAGAGUUCUUGUAAUUUAGAAAAGGACAUCCAAGAUAUCUGCCAAGCAAUGGAAGAGACUCUAACUGAAUGUAUAGUCAACAUGGCAGAUCAUUCUUGCUUUGAAUUGUAAACCAGUUGAAAACGAGUUGUAACUAUUAAGUUAAAAAUAAGCAUUCAAGUCAAUCUACAGAUGAAACAAGUUACAUUUUGAAUGUCUCUCUUAGCUGAAUAUGUGGAUGACAGUGAAACUGCCUGUGGUCAUCCAGUUUUCUUUUCAUGCCCAUCAACACUUAGAAGUUACAAUACUGAACAGUUAUUAAAAAUUUUCAAACGUA
Molecule: messenger RNA, 2368 nt
Organism: Tachyglossus aculeatus (Australian echidna)
Lineage: Eukaryota; Metazoa; Chordata; Mammalia; Monotremata; Tachyglossidae
Product: pollen-specific leucine-rich repeat extensin-like protein 1
Exons: 25
Coding region: 55-2163 (702 amino acids)
Biological process (GO): synaptonemal complex assembly
Cellular component (GO): central element
Source: RefSeq, a predicted model, not a curated record